Messenger RNA from Metarhizium robertsii ARSEF 23, 966 nucleotides. RefSeq lists its product as uncharacterized. The record is from RefSeq and is a predicted model, not a curated record. Lineage: Eukaryota; Fungi; Ascomycota; Sordariomycetes; Hypocreales; Clavicipitaceae. Gene Ontology annotation, cellular component: fungal-type vacuole membrane. The transcript is spliced from 4 exons. The coding region runs from base 1 to 966 and encodes 321 amino acids. Gene Ontology annotation, molecular function: manganese ion transmembrane transporter activity; iron ion transmembrane transporter activity. Gene Ontology annotation, biological process: intracellular manganese ion homeostasis.
AUGGGCGGCGCUGGAGGCGCUGGCUCCAACGACCGGAUCGCCCUAGACGGGACUGGCAAGUCUCGGGGCGUCUUUUCCGGUACUUUAAUAUGGAGCGCAGACAGAAAUUACUGCGGUGGUGGAACUGGUGCUUGCACGCUCAACUAUCAUCUCAGGGUGCAGCAAAUGUCUACGGCCGACCAUGUCCAUCAAAGCUCGACCAAUACAACCAGGGCUCUCUUAAACAGGCCGUCCGCUGACAACUCAACUACUCUGAUCGAACGGCACAAAAUCAGCAGUGGAUAUAUGCGCGAUGCCAUCAUCGGCCUUGCAGAUGGCCUCACGGUACCAUUUGCCCUGACGGCUGGGCUGUCCUCAAUAGGCUCCUCGAAACUAGUUAUUGUCGGUGGUCUUGCUGAACUAUUUGCUGGCUCUAUCAGCAUGGGGCUUGGAGCGUACUUGGCCACCUCGACCGAGAGGAAGCAUUACCAGAUCGAGCUUGACCGCGAACGUCGCCAGGUCACCAUGUCGGCCGAUCAAGAAGAAGAGAUUAUGGUCAAGAUAUUCGAAGGCUACGGUGUUGGUAGAGAGGAGCUCCGACCGCUGGCGCGGCGGCUGAGAAGUGACGCAGAUGCAUGGAUUCAGUUCAUGAUGGACUUUGAGCUCCGACUAGAACGGCCGGGGCAAUUGAAACCCUGGCUAUCUGCGAUCGUCAUGGGCCUUGCGUAUUUUCUCGGAGGCCUUAUUCCGAUGAUUCCGUACUUCGCCCUCGCGGUCAAGGCCGCCCUCUUCGUCUCCAUUGGGGUCACUGCUGCCAUGCUCACUCUAUUCGGGUUUUUUAAGGCGACGAGCAUGGGGCUAGCUCGCCGUGCAGCUGCUUUCAGCUCUGCGGAGACAUUGUUGAUUGGGGGUUUGGCGGCUGCGGCGAGCUACGGUAUUGUCAAAGGCGUCGAUUCUGCUAUCCAAGUGAACCCUGGAGGCGUCUGA